Messenger RNA from Musa acuminata subsp. malaccensis (wild Malaysian banana), 2522 nucleotides. RefSeq lists its product as uncharacterized. Gene Ontology annotation, molecular function: UMP kinase activity. The record is from RefSeq and is a predicted model, not a curated record. Gene Ontology annotation, cellular component: cytoplasm. Gene Ontology annotation, biological process: UDP biosynthetic process. NCBI's taxonomy places the organism in Eukaryota, Viridiplantae, Streptophyta, Magnoliopsida, Zingiberales, Musaceae.
GGCACGGAAUCGGGAACAGAUGGAGAUGGUGGGCGGUGAGCUUCAUUAUUGCUGUGCCGUCGGGCCCCACCCACGCUGGUUGCGGGCGUGCGGAGCGUUAUCUAACGGAGACGUGACGGCACGUUACGGUCCCGUAGCUAGCAAGUUACGGGGGGAUCCCACCGUCACCCACUUAAGUGGACGUCCGCUCGCGAUCCGUCUCCCACGCUCUAACGUCGUCUACUUCCCGUCCCGUCUCGUUCGGCCUCCGCCCCGUUCGGAUUCGGACGCCAUAACCCUAACCCUAACGACGACGAGGCCGCCGCCUUCAUGGCCUCCUGCGACGACGACUUCGCUUUGCUAGGAGACGAAGCCCAGUCGCAGCACCAGCCACAGGCACGGGCCGUCCCCUUCUCCGCCGCCCACCGCUACGUAACCGCCAAGGCGACGCCGAUCUCCCUCCAUCCCCGCGCCCACCACCACCUCGGCGCUGCCUCCUCCUCCGCCCCCUCGGUCAUCGUCAGCCCUGGAAAGAAGGGGGUCGUUGUCGAUGGUGGAGGCGAGAACCAUGAGGGUUAUGGCGAGGCAUUCGGCCAGACGGACGCCUCCAAAUGCCCCUCCGCCUCCGCCUUCCACGAACACCCCUGCUUCGCUGAGGACGCCAAUCCCUUCGCCACCCAGCACGCAGCCGACGACGACGACGACGACGACGGCGAUGCCGACAACCCCGAGGUCAAGGGAGCUGCCACCUCCGCGUCCCACCACCACCACCUCCAGCACAUCCACCACCAGCAGCAGCCCCAUCACCACUCGCCCAAGCGCAAGGACCGCGACGAUAUCAGCGACGGCGAGUCGCCCUACUGCUACAACAGCAGCAUGGCGGCUAACAAAAAAUCGAGGCCGAUGUCAUCCUCGGGGGACUACCGCAAGGACCGGGAGGAGUGGAGCGACACGGCCAUAGGUUCCCUCCUAGACGCGUACACAGAGAGAUACGAGCAGCUGAACCGGGGCAACCUGCGGGGAAGGGACUGGGAGGACGUAGCCACCAUCGUCAGCGAGCGCUGCAACAAGCAGAAGGUGGGCAAGAGCGUGGAGCAGUGCAAGAACAAGAUCGACAACCUCAAGAAGCGAUACAAGGUCGAGUGCCAAAGGCUCAGCAUUGGCGGCCUCCCAACCAGCCACUGGCCCUGGUUUAAGAAGAUGGAGCAGAUCGUUGGCUCGUCAUCCUCGUUGAAGGCUGCCCCGGACGAUGACAAAUCCGUCACCCUUGGUGGCCCUCCUGCAGUCAUGAGACAGAUCAAAAGACAUCCCAUUGCUCCAUCUGGCCCUCUUAGCACAAAUAUUAACUCAAAGAUGAAGUCAUUAUCAAAUCCACGGUGGAAGAGGGUGAUUUUGAAAAUUAGUGGUAUGGCAUUAGCUGGAGCUGGGCCCCAGAAUGUUGACCCCAAGGUAAUUAUGCUUAUUGCUAAGGAAAUUGCAAUCGCAAGCCGUGCUGGUUUAGAGGUAGCUAUUGUUAUUGGAGGCCGAAAUUUCUUUUGUGGUGACACUUGGAUAGCUGCAACUGGAAUUGAUAGGGCUACAACUUAUCAAAUUGGUAUGAUGGCAUCAUUGAUGAAUGCCAUGAUGCUCCAAGCAUCCUUGGAGAAGAUUGGUGUUGAGGCACGUAUACAAUCUACCUUACUGAUGCAAGAGAUUGCAGAACCAUAUAUAAGGCGGCGAGCUAUCCGUCAUCUUGAAAAAGGAAGAGUUGUUAUAUUUGGUGGAGCUGGUGCUGCAACAGGAAAUCCACUUUUUAGCACCGAUACUGCAGCUGCCUUGAGGGCCUCUGAGAUUCAUGCAGAUGCCGUGCUCAAAGGUACUACUAUGGAUGGUGUCUUCAACUGCCAUCCAAGAAACAACGGUGGUAGUGCAUUCGAGCACAUUUCAUUCAGGGAGUUGGUUUCCAGAGGCUUUACUGCAAUGGACAUGACAGCAUUAAAUUUCUGUGAAGAAAACAACAUACCGGUUGUUAUCUUUAAUUUAUUAGAACCAGGCAAUGUCUCAAAGGCACUUUGUGGAGACCAAGUUGGUACCCUUGUAGACCAGUCAGGGAGGAUUAACUGAUUCCCAAUUCCAUCUCAGCCAAAGGUGUCACAAAGCAGAUAUGAUCAUAAAGCCAUCUUUACCUCCUGUUUCCGAGCUAUUACAUUCAUUUUGAGUGACUUCUACCUCAAGCUUGUGUCUCUAUGGGCUGGAAACACCUUGGCAGUGUGAAUACAUCCUUCCUCGUUUGGUCGGCUUGUCGUCAAAUGGCACGAAACGAAAAAAGCAAAAAAAUCUAGCUUUGUACCAGUAAAUUUCUGGCCCAGUGUUGUUGUUCAUUGAGCUGUAAAUUAAUUUAAUGGACUGUACAAAAGAUGGCGAGAUCCUUGGACAAAGGAAGUGGCAGUAAGUUCUUCAAGCUAUUUCAUUAAUGGGUAAAUGUAAAGCAUGCUUCCUUCUUCGUGGCUUGUAAUUUGUUGAGCAUAUGAAAUCUAAUGGCAUCGACUGCAUUCAUCAUCGAA